AUGACUGAAUUGAGUGACAAACAAAUGACAAAACUGACUGUGAAAGUGAAUACUGAAUGCAAACACAGUGUUCACGGAUUGACGUCUAUAGAUAAAGCAAAUACAAUUUAUGUCCAAACAUGGAGAAGUCCUGAAGGAUUAGGAGGGUAUCAGUGCUCGCACUUCAAUAAUCUCGUUUGUGAAAAGGGCACAAAUCUUAUUUCAUUGAAUAUGAGUUCCAGCGUUAGAAAGAGUGUAAUAUAUCGCAGAAAGUCAUCGUUUUAUGGCAUAGAUAUUGAAGUAAGCGAUCACUCGGACAGAAAACCAUCACUUCUCGUAUAUUUGGCCGCAUUUUCCGCACUAAUGGGUGCCAUAUGUAAGGGAUGUGUAUUUGGCUGGAGCGCACCGGCAUUGGAUGACCUCUCGAGACCCGAUUCUGUGCCUCAAAUCACUGAUGAAGACUCCAAUGUGAAGGCAUGGAUCGGUAGUAUCAUUACAUUGGGAGCUCUGGCGGGCGGCUUAAUAUCAGGCCGCAGAAAGGCACUCAUAUUUUAUGGUAUUCCCUUCACAUUGGGUUGGAUUUUAUUAAUUGUGGCCAAAAGUGUGUCCCUUAUAAUUGUGGGCCGAGUUGUCACUGGAUUUUGUUGCGGAUUAGUCAGCGGCGCCUACCCAGACAGUUGGGGGAUCAAUACAUUCAUUUUCGGGUCAUUCCUCCACUGGAAUCACUUGGCGAUUGUCGGUAUGUCUGCGGCCAUCACAAUGACAGUCCUAAUGGUAUUAAUGCCGGAAUCGCCCGUUUGGCUCAUCAAUAGAUACCAGGACUCAGACCUCGUUAUGCAGUCAUUGAUACGAUUGCGACAAAGAGAUAGCGAUUUGUUGAUUGAAUUGAAGGAACUGGAGAAGAGUGUCGAUACAAACCCCACCAAUAGCUACACUAAUCAAACAAAUUCAGCGUUAAGUCGAUGGAUAUCCCAAUUGAAACGCCCGGAGCUCUAUAAGCCGUUCAUCAUAUCCCUGGCCGUCAUGUUCUUCCAACAGGCGUCGGGUAUCAGUGCCGUUGAGUUCUUCACGACUGAGAUCUUCAUAGAGGCGGGCAGUUCCCUACGGCCCAGUGUGGCCACCAUUAUAGUGGGCGCCGCUAUGGUGGGCGCCACCCUUGUGGGCAGUCUACUCACUGACCGUUUGGGCCGUAAGAUCCUGUUAAUAGUGUCGGGAGUGGGUUAUGUGGUCAGCGCCGGACUCAUGGGUCUCUAUUACUAUCAAUACUCGCCCCAUACUUAUACAGACGUUUCAAACUUCACGUUCAACUCUGCGGCAACUAUGGUAGCGCCGGUAGCUGAAGAGCAUAUCGUGUCAACAGUGGGAUGGCUACCCAUAUUCAGUAUCAUAUUAUAUGUGGUGGCGUUUUCCAUAGGGUUUGGACCUAUAGGUUGGAUGUUGUUCCCGGAGAUAACCCCCAGCUAUGCCAUUGGGUACGUGAGCUCAGCCGUACAGUCGGUGCACUGGUUGACAGCAUUUGCCUGCAGUUAUAACUUCGAUAUAAUGGAGCAAACGUUGACCAGAUUUGGCACUUUCUGGAUGUUUGCGGCCAUCAGUGUGUUUAGUGUGGUAUUUGUCGUACUCUUUGUGCCCGAGACUAAAGGUCUGUCCAAAGACGAGAUCACAUCCAUGUUUGCCGUCAAUAGACGUCUCGAAAUGAAAUCAACACUAUUUGUGGUCAAGUCAUUGGUGGUGGUGUUGAUGUCUGUCCACAAUUUGGAUCAAAUUCUGUGUCAGAGCUUCUUCAUAGCGGGUAAUCCACGGCCACUAUAUACCCCAGAAGUGCAUACCGGCUAUUAUGACAUCUGGUACCCGGGCUAUCAACACGACAACCCCAAGCCCUGGCACUAUAGGGGAGCCGUGCCUUUCGGUCUACCACUGGGCGGUUACGCCGCGAAUGGACAGCCCUUUGGACUGACAUCCUAUUUGGUUGGCCGAAGUCGACGUGACAAUCAUGGGUGGGAACGGGUGCUUAGAACUCGUCCUUCGGAAAGUUGGGGUCGUCCCAGAAGUAGUCCCGACAUCUAA
Molecule: messenger RNA, 2046 nt
Organism: Oppiella nova
Lineage: Eukaryota; Metazoa; Arthropoda; Arachnida; Sarcoptiformes; Oppiidae
Source: the annotation of a GenBank genome assembly